This is a messenger RNA of Lutra lutra (Eurasian river otter), 2542 nucleotides long. It is a transcript of the gene FRG1, whose product is annotated as FSHD region gene 1. Gene Ontology annotation, molecular function: actin filament binding. Gene Ontology annotation, cellular component: catalytic step 2 spliceosome; striated muscle dense body; nucleolus. The transcript has 9 exons. Bases 197 to 1048 code for a protein of 283 amino acids. The record is from RefSeq and is a predicted model, not a curated record. Lineage: Eukaryota; Metazoa; Chordata; Mammalia; Carnivora; Mustelidae.
CAGCACACAGGAAGUAGAAUUCGAGAGUCGGGUGAAAAAAAUACUAGGGACUCAGAGCGGAUGGUCCUCUCCUGCAGUUGCGUACGGUUUCAGGGAAUCUGCAGUAUUAUUUUGGGGCUUCCCUCGCCAGUUCGUUCUCCAGUGGAGAUACCUGGCCCUUAGCUCUCACGUCUUUACACAGAGUGUCCCCACAGCUAUGGCCGAAUACUCGUAUGUGAAGUCCACCAAACUCGUGCUCAAGGGAACCAAGGCUAAGAGUAAGAAGAAAAAGAGUAAAGAGAAGAAGAGAAAAAGAGAAGAAGAUGAAGAAACUCAACUUGAUAUCGUUGGAAUCUGGUGGACAGUAACAAAUUUUGGUGAAAUAUCAGGAACCAUAGCAAUUGAAAUGGAUAAAGGAACCUACAUACAUGCACUUGACAACGGACUUUUUACACUGGGAGCUCCACAUAAAGAAGUUGAUGAAGGCCCUAGUCCUCCAGAGCAGUUUACAGCUGUCAAAUUGUCUGAUUCCAGAAUUGCCCUGAAAUCUGGCUAUGGAAAAUACCUAGGUAUUAAUUCAGAUGGACUUGUUGUGGGGCGUUCAGAUGCAAUUGGACCAAGAGAACAAUGGGAACCAGUCUUUCAAGAUGGGAAAAUGGCUUUAUUGGCCUCAAAUAGCUGCUUUAUUAGAUGCAAUGAAGCAGGUGAUAUAGAAGCAAAGAGUAAAACAGCAGGAGAAGAAGAAAUGAUAAAGAUUAGAUCCUGUGCUGAAAGAGAAACUAAGAAAAAAGAUGAUAUUCCAGAAGAAGACAAAGGAAAUGUUAAACAGUGUGAAAUCAAUUACGUAAAGAAAUUUCAGAGCUUCCAAGACCACAAACUUAAAAUAAGUAAAGAAGACAGUAAAAUUCUCAAAAAGGCCCGGAAAGAUGGAUUUUUGCAUGAAACACUUCUGGACAGGUUUUCUGUCAUAAAGCAAGAGAUGAUACUCUGUGAACCCUGUGUGUCUUGUGCAGCUUAUGGGAUCUCUUACUGCUUUACAGUCUUACUUUAUAUUACUUUAUACCACUGAUGCUUAAUUAGGACCUUUAAAAGGAAGUUAGAAGCUCCCAAUCCAGUCAACAAGGCUUUGAUUCUGCCUCCUAAAUCCAAAUCACACAAGCCUAACAGAUAUCAAACAAAGUGGAUGGGAACAGAGAAAGAAAUCAGGUAUUAGGCAGUAGGAUGGGAAUAAGAAACAUUACAAGAAAAGUAGGCUCUGAACAGAGAAUAAGAAGAAAAUUGGGAAAAUUCCCUACGUAGAGACAGGAUUGGAUGAGAAUGGAGCUAUUAAAGAGGUUCAGAUACUAUACAUUGCUGAGGUCUGCUAUGCUGAGACACUUUUAUUCCUAGCCUGUGUCUCUCUGAAUUCCUGAACACAGUAUUCCAGAUGUCACCUGACCCUGUGAGUGUUCCAGAAUGCAGGUUGUAUAUCAGAUGCCUGGGCUCCACCCCUGGGAAUUCUGCUUCAGAAGGACUGAGUCUGGCUGAUGCAUCUCUAUGUUUUUACGAUUCCCCGUGGAUGAUGCACAGCCAGGACUGAGACCUGGCCUAAGUGCCAGACCUGUCUAGUUCUCAGCCAUUGUAUUCUGUUGGUCUCUAGCUCUGGAGUUAGACAGCCACUCUCCAGCAAGUAAGGUAAGCUUACCAGUAGCAACCUUAUAAAGGAGCUCUUGCUGUAAAUCUAGUCCUAAAUUGUCAUUCCAGUUCAGUAGCUGGUUAUCCCCCACCCCCCCAUCUUGUGUUCUUCUUCCUCUGAUCCUUAGGCUAGGAACAUGCUUACCACUUAGACAGCUGAAAACAGUGGUUCUCAACCAGGGACCAGUGUGGCUCUAAGGGGUUGUCACAGCUGAGAGAAGAGGUGCUACUGGCAUUUAGGGUUACAGAAUGGGAAUGCUGCUUCACAUCCCGCAAGGCACAGGACAGUACCCCCCCAUAAGAAAAAAUUUUCCAGCCCAAGAUAGUAACUGCCAAGUUUCUGACACCUGCCCUUGGACUUAGUCUGUUUCUUGCUUUUGACAGCUCCCAGCCCCUAAAAAUAAGUAGUAGUUCAAAUUUAUAUAUGUAAGAAUCACCUGAGGUACCUUAGAUUUUCAAGAAUCAUCCAUAAAGAUGCCAGCUUAGCAAGUCUAGGAUUGUGUCCUAGAAUUGACAUUUUAACUAGCACUCCAUGUAAUUCUGAAGCAAAUGAUCUGAAAUAUACUUUGAGAAACACUACCCUUAAGAGAUUGAAGUCUUGCCUCCAACACUAGCUCAGUUCCUGAGACCAUCUGCCAGCUGACUGAUUUCCCUGGAACAAGCAUUCAUUCUAUCUGCCUCAAUUUCAGAACAUAGUGUAUUCCUGGAUUCCCUGUCACCAUGCUCACCCUCAAGCUCCCCCAGGUCUUGUCCUUUUCAGAGAGCAAAACUAAUUUCAGGUCCUGAUACCUGGGAAGAUAGAUUAAAAAUAUGCACUGCCGGUCUCUCUUAAGAAAAAAAAUAAAUAAAUAAAGGGGUGGGGGGAGUGCCUGGGUGGUUCAGUGGCCCU